This is a messenger RNA of Hemicordylus capensis (graceful crag lizard), 5067 nucleotides long. Its product is annotated as zinc finger protein 91-like. The record is from RefSeq and is a predicted model, not a curated record. The coding region runs from base 914 to 3316 and encodes 800 amino acids. NCBI's taxonomy places the organism in Eukaryota, Metazoa, Chordata, Lepidosauria, Squamata, Cordylidae. Gene Ontology annotation, biological process: regulation of DNA-templated transcription. The transcript is spliced from 4 exons. Gene Ontology annotation, molecular function: RNA polymerase II cis-regulatory region sequence-specific DNA binding; DNA-binding transcription factor activity, RNA polymerase II-specific.
GGGUGGUAAGGGGGGCGAUGGAGGCGGUAAGGGAUUGGAGCCGGAGGGACAAGGGAGAAACUUGGGACCCCCUAGGUGGCCGUCACCGCCGGCCGGGCGCAGCUCAAGGGGAUCUGGGGAGGACCAGGCCGUGCGCUCCUGUGGGGCGGGGGCAGUGUGCAUUCAGGGGAAGAGGAAGGAGGUAUAUCCUGGCCCGGGGAUCAGAAUGAAAGGUGGGGAAGGCGCACUCUUGGAGAAGGAGGAGGAGGAGGAGGAGUGGAGAAUAACGCCCUGGGGGUGCUUGGAGAGGCGUGCGCUCUGGUCUGAGGGGGCUUGGCGAGGGGGGCGCUGCUGCCUUGCCCAGCGGUAGAGCGCCUUGGCAGGCGGAGGCUGGAAGCCAAGGAGUGGCAAGGUGGUCUUAGAAAUAAAGGAGAUCUCCCGGAGGGAUGAUCUGUGGGGAGGCAAGGGGGCAAGACUGUGGAAGAAACCAAUGCCCCCCCCCCGGCCCUUUCCCUGGGGGCUGUGCCCUGUGUAGGCCUUGAGCAAGUCAGGGCAUCUGUGGGUCCCUGGGGCCUGCGCAGUUCCCGCAUCAAGAGUCCCUUCCCUACUUCGUGUUUGUGACAAGAUCCCCCUCAGAGUGCUUGUGGGUGUGACACUUUCUUCCUAGGGUGUGUGCUGCUGCCACCUCCACCAUUCUGACUACCCCUCUGUAUAGGUGGAAGCUGCGGUAUCCUACCCAGGCUUUCCAGUGGAAGCUGAAAGCAAUGGCCCCUUUCUUCUGGAAGAGGACCCCAGCACUCCACGGUUUCCGGUUGCUGAACCAAACUUCACUUGGCUGGAACAAGGGGAGGAGCUGCCAGACUCAGGAGAGAGACAAGAGCUGAUAGUCGUGUAUGCAGGCUCCGACGUGCCACGGGAGGAAGAAGAAGAGGAAAUGGUGCAGGAAGUGAAAGAUGAAGAGGCCGCGACUUGCCCCCAGAGCUGCGAUUGGCCUCGCGUGGAAUCAGAGGAGAAGGGUGCUGCCGCUCCUGUUGUGGCCGGGGGCCCGGACCCUCGCCCCUUCCGCUGCUCGGAGUGCGGGAAGGGGUUUGCUCAGAGCUCCAACCUGGUGAAACACCAGCGGAUCCACACGGGGGAGCGCCCCUUCCGGUGCCCCGAAUGCGGCCGGGGCUUCAGCUGGAGCUCCUCACUGGCGGAGCACCUCAAGGCGCACGGCGGGCGCCGGCCCCACGCCUGCGACGAGUGCGGGAAGCGCUUUGCCCGCGGCUCGACGCUGGCUGAGCACCAGCGGGUGCACACGGGCGAGAAGCCCUUCCGGUGCCACCAGUGCGGGGCCCGUUUCUCACAGAGCUCCACGCUGGCACACCAUCUGCGCACGCACUCGGGCGAACGCCCCCACGCCUGCCCGGACUGCGGGAAGCGCUUUGGGCGCCGGUCCACCCUCGUCACUCACCUGCGGACUCACACCGGCGAGAAGCCUUAUUGCUGCAAGGAGUGCGGCCGCUGCUUUGGCGUCAGCUCUGACCUCGCCAAGCACGUGCGCAACCACCAGGCGCAUGGCAGCAGUGGGGGGCAUACGGGGGAGGCGCAUCCCCUUCCGGCUCCCCUUCCGGCUGCCGACCAGCAGCGCCUCCCCAAAAUAGAAGACACUUCGCCGGAGGGCUCGGAACCAGCUGGGCAGCAAAGCAAUGGUGCCGAUGGAGAAGAAGGGGAAGCGUGUACAUGUCCUGAGUGUGGGGAGCAUUUCAGCCAGAGUUCUGCCCUUACUGCCCAUCAGAGGAUCCACUUGAGCGACGUCUCCCAGCAGUACGGCGAAGCUUUUCCUGACAACAAGCCAGAACUGGAGGCUCAUACGACGAGUCACAGCGUAGAGGAGCAGCCCUCUAAAUGCUCCGACUGUGAUGCCAGCUUCUUCGAAAGCUCCGCUCUCCAGAUCCAUCAGAGAGAACACCUUGGGGACGUGUCCCACGUUUGCCAUGGAUGUGGAGAGAAGUUCUCCAAUGCCUCUGACCUGGAGCAACACCAAAGUACCCACGGCAGGGAGGAGGAGCUCGCUAAGUGUCUAGAGUGUGGGGCCUGCUUUGCUGAGACUGCUGCUCUUGCUACACAUCAGAGAAUCCACCUGGAGGAGAAACCCCAUGGCUGCCCCGACUGUGGGGAGACGUUUCCCAGCAGCAGUGAGCUGACACUGCACCAGGCGGGACAUGUUGGCAAAAAAGACGAGGAAGAGAAGCCUUCCAAAUGUUCCGCCUGUGGUGCUUGUUUUCCUGAGGGUGCUGACCUCAUGACACACAAGAUGUGCCACGGAGCAGACGAGAGACCCCACGGCUGCCCCCAGGAUGGCAAAAUUUUCUCUGGUAACUCAGAGCUUGCGAUUCCCCAGCUGAGCCACCCGGCAGAGGCCUCGCUGGACAAGCCAUACUGCUGUGCGGUGUGUGGCAAAUCCUUCGCCCUCUUUGCCACGCUGGCAGCGCACGAGCGCACCCACAUGCCUGAUGACGACGCCUACCGUUGCCCCACGUGUGGAGAGCACUUUCCCGACAGUGGCAAGCUAGGGAGGCAUCAACGGCACCACUUAGGUGAGGAGAGGCCUUUCCGGUGCCCGGCUUGCAGCAAGGGCUUUGUGCUGCUUUCCGGGCUGCGGCAGCACCAGCGGGACCCUCCGGCCCGCUGCCCUCAGUGCGGCGAGACCUUCAUGUGGCGCUGCCGGCUUACCGAACACCGGCGCAUCUGCCACCCGGCGGAGCGCCCCUAUAAGUGCCCUGAGUGCGGCAAGGGCUUUGCGCAGAGCUCCAAGCUCUUGCGGCACCAGGUGACGCACACCGGCGAGAAGCCGUUUAAGUGCCCCGAGUGCGGCAAAAUCUUCAGCCAAAGCUCCAACCUCUCUGAGCACCGGCGCACACACGCCCCUGGGAAGGCUCACCGCUGCGCCAUCUGUGGCAAGGCGUUCGCCCUGGGUUCCUACUUGGCUAAGCACCAGGCCACCCACACGGGCGCCCGCCCUUUCCGGUGCACCGAAUGCGGCAAGGGUUUCCGGCAAAGCUCCAACCUCAUCCAGCACCAGCGCACGCACUCGGGUGAGAGGCCAUACGUCUGCGCCUCCUGUGGCAAAUCCUUCAUCCAGAACUCACACCUGGUCAAGCACCGGCGGGUUCACACCGCUGAAAGGCCCUACCGCUGCCCCGUCUGUGGCAAGAGCUUCCGGCAGCGUGGGAACCUCACCGAACACCAGCACCAGCACGCCGGCACCCGCCCGUAUGUCUGCGGUGCUUGUGGGAAGUCCUUCCGGUGGAGUUCAGCUUUCUCCAAGCACCAGCGAACCCACCUUGCUCCUUGACCUCCGAUUCCUGAUCUCUGGCCCCGUGAGGGGGAAAACAGCAGAAAGGUCCCCUAGCGUAUUUGGCCUUCUCCAAACCCCAAGUGACUUUGCUUCCUCCUGCUAACUUCCUGUGGCCAAACAGGAAGUUCUUCUUGGUGGUGCCUGGCCAUCUCUGAGCCCUACUUGAAGCAUCUCAUCCCUGACUUCAGUCUAAACAGAAAGUUCUUCCUGUGAAACUCAGUGUUCUUCGGGCACCAGCAGACUCAGGUUAGGCCCUGAUCCAGACCAAGCUGUUACUUGCCGACUCAAAGAUUGGCCUUUCACCUUAACUUAAACUGCAGCCUUUUGUGCCCUGAGCAACAGCAGCCCUCUGAGGUUGGUGGGCUGUUUUUAGUCCAGAGCUACCUCAUGAGUUCGGUGGCUGGCUGGAGAUUUGAGGGUAGUCCCAGAUCCUACACUCUUUGCUGGAUCCUCCCCUUCUUUCCCUCCAUUCUCAGCAUUAUGUCCGGCCUGGUGGCUCUCCAUAUCACCCACCCACCACCUUUUCCCUUUGGUUUGGAAAGGGUUAUUCCAUCACUAAUGCUCUUUGCUCAUGAAAGCUCUUGCCUUCUGGCUCUUUUAUGGAAUACUGCACAGGCACAUCUGGUUGCGAUUGAGGGAAAGGAAAGAGAGAAAGAAGGAGAGAAAGAAAAGAAAGAAAGAAAGAAAGAAAGAAAGAAAGAAAAGCCCUCUUCAGACAUUAUAACUUUCCCCUGCUGUAGCUGUGUGCAGUGGGGCAAAGAGAGAGGAAGUCCCACUCACACACAAUCCCCGCUCACACACAAUCACACACACAAUCACAAUCACACACAAUCCCCACCACUCACGGUCCCAACGGAGCUUUUUCUGAAGAGGGAGUUGCCCUCCCUGUGAUGGUGGGUGCUCCUGUGAUUGUAGGACCCAGUCUCGCAAUUAUGAGAGCACCCACCAUCAGGGGGAGGGCUCUGCCCUCUUCAGACAAGCCCCGUCCUAGUGAGCAGCAGGACUCGUGCGUGAGUGACGCUGUAGGGGUGGGACUUCCUCUCCCAUCGCCCCGCUGUACACGGCUACUACAGCGGGGCGAAAAUAGAAUGUCUGGACCUUGGCUGACUAAAGACAGUUUGCGAUCUUGUGAAAAUGGCCCAAGUCAGGAGUGGCCACCCGGAGGCUCUCCAGCUCUUGCUGGACUACAACUCCCAUCACCGCACCGCUGCAGUUUAUUGCAGUGGAGAAUGAUGGAAGUUGUAGUCCCACAACAGCUGGAGAGUCCCCCUGGCCUAGAUUAUUAAAAAGUCAAUUUGCAUGGUUUUAAUGCUUAAAUGAGCAAGAAAGGUUAAUUUCUGCCCACAGCGAAAUUAGAAACUUCUUUUCUUUUUAAAGGUUCUUUAUGUCCUCUUCUUCUCAGGGGUUGGGGUUGGAGGUGUGAAAAAUAUUUUAUUAAUUAAAAAACAUACUAUUGGGGGCCUCUAGUUUAGGGCAUGAUUUUUGGGGUGUGUGUGUGGGAAAUUCAUUUCCUGGGUGAAGAAUGGUAAGAUUUCUAGGAUAGGUUGGGGUUUCCCCCCUUCUCCCUUCUCAUCACUCAAAACCUGGGCUUCCUGCAAGUAGAACUCACCUAUAACUAUCUCCCCUCCCACACACCCACACAGUGGGCCGGGGGAACAAAAAUGAAAACAUUCUGAGCAGGCGUGGCUUGUGAACGCGCCUGUGGGGGCAGCGGGCGGCUUCUUUAAGGUACAUGGAGCCGGUGCUCC